UAUGUUCCCCUUACCAGCUUAUCAACAUGGACUGGAGCAAGCGUUUCAGAGUGUUCAGAUUCCUUGGGAUUAACUGGAUGCAGGUGCAAGAGGAGGAAGGUAAGUGCGUAAAAGGAAGAGUGCUGCGGAGCGGGGAGUGUCCAAUAAUUACAGAAAUGGGAUCAGGCAGGAGGAUGUGCAGGACUCAGCACCGGCUGUUGGCCUUUCUGGUCUUUUCCACUUUGACGUCUCUGGCUGAUGGAUCACCAUUGCAGGUGAUGUCUGCCCCCAACUUGUUGCGGGUAGGAAUAGUAGAAAACAUCUUUGUGGAGUGUCAAGACUGCACAGGAGCAGACAUUAGGGUUGAAAUCAUCGUGAUGAACCAUCCAACCAAAACCAAAAGGCUGGCAUCUACAUCUGUGACGCUCACCAGUGCUAAAGACUUCCAGGAUUUUGGACAAAUUAAGAUCCCUGCUGGUGACUUCAGUAAGGAUCCCACCAUGAAGCAGUAUGUGUACCUGCAAGCUCAGUUCCCUGACCGACUGCUGGAGAAAGUCGUCUUAAUGUCCUUCCAGUCCGGGUACAUCUUCAUCCAGACUGACAAGACCAUUUACACCCCCAACAGCAAAGUUAGUUACAGGAUGUUUGCUGUGACGCCCCGUAUGGAGCCUGUAGAUAAGGAUGACGCAAACCAAACUGAUGCUGAGAUUGACAUUGAGAUUGUGACUCCUGGUGGCAUCAUUUUACCACUUGAUUCAGUCUCUCUGAAAUCAGGAAUUUACUCCGGAGAUUACUACCUCGCUGAAAUUGUCAGUCCUGGACUGUGGAAGGUGGUGGUGAGGUUUCACAACAACCCACAGCAGAGCUAUUCUGCAGAGUUCGAGGUCAAAGAAUAUGUGCUUCCCAGUUUUGUGGUUAAACUGACACCUGCGAGCGCCUUCUUCUACGUGGACAGUGAAGAGCUUACUGUCAACAUCAAAGCUACGUAUCUGUUUGGUGAAGAGGUGGAUGGGACGGCCUACCUGGUAUUUGGGGUUGUACAAGAGGGUCAAAAGAAGAGCUUUCCCAGCUCUCUUCAGAGAGUGCCGAUCGAGAGAGGUAACGGAGUGGCCACACUGAGGAGAGAGCACAUCACACAGAUCUUCCCAAACAUGAUAGAGCUGGUGGGGAGCUCCAUAUUUGUAACUGCCAGUGUGCUGACAGAGAGUGGUGGUGAAAUGGUGGAGGCAGAGUUGAGAGGUAUCCAGAUUGUCACAUCACCUUACACCAUCCACCUCAAGAAAACUCCCAAAUAUUUCAAGCCAGGAUUGCCCUUUAAAAUAGCGGUUGAAGUUGUAAAUCAUGAUGACAGUCCGGCACAAGAUGUUGUGGUGGUGGUUGAUCCAGGCCAGGUGCGGGGCCACACUGCUGCCAACGGCAUGACCAGGGUUACUGUCAAUACAGACGCAAAUGCUAACAGACUUACAAUCACCGCAAGGACCAAUGAUCCUCAUAUUUCACCUGAAAGGCAAGCAUUAGCCACCAUGGUAGCUCUCCCAUAUACCACUAAAAGCAACAACUACAUCCAUAUAGAUGUGUAUCCAGCUGAAGUAACAUUAGGAAAAAACCUGGAAAUCAACCUCUUCCUCAACAGACAGGAAAAUGCACAACAUGACAUCACAUACCUGACCCUGAGCAGAGGUCAGUUGGUGGAUAAAGGCCGUUACAAGACGAGAGGCCAAACACUGAUUUCCUUGAUAAUUCCCAUUUCCAAAGAAUUGCUUCCAUCGUUCCGUAUCAUUGCCUACUACCAUACAAAUGAUAAUGAAGUGGUAUCAGACUCUGUUUGGGUGGAUGUUAAGGACUCCUGCAUGGGCUCGUUGAAGUUACAAUCAUCGAGACCUGCUCCAUCACAUGAUCCUCGCAGAAUAUUUGGUCUGACGGUCACUGGAGAUCCAGGAGCCACAGUGGGACUGGUGGCAAUUGACAAAGCCGUCUAUGUCCUAAACAACAAGCACCGACUCACCCAGAAAAAGGUGUGGGACAUUGUAGAGAAGUAUGAUACAGGCUGCACACCAGGUGGAGGGAAGGACGGUAUGAGUGUGUUCUACGAUGCUGGGCUGCUGUUUGAGUCCAGUGCUUCUGGGACUCCUUACAGACAAGAUUUGAAGUGUCCUGCCCUCAGCAGGAGAAAACGAGCCAGCACUGAAACAGAUGUCAGAACCAGCUUGGAUGAGGAGGAUUACAGUUACAUGGACAGCAGUGAAAUUGUUUCUCGUACCAAAUUCCCUGAAAGUUGGCUGUGGUCAGAUAUCAGACUGCCUCCUUGCACUCAACAAAACCCUAACUGUGACACCACAUCUUUUGUGAAAAAUGUUCUUUUGGAAAACUCAAUCACAACCUGGCAGAUCAUCGGCAUUAGUCUGUCAAGAACUCACGGUAUCUGUGUGGCCGAUCCAUUAGAGGUCACUGUCCUGAAAGAAUUCUUCAUUGAUCUCAGAUUACCGUACUCUGCUGUCCGUGGAGAGCAGCUGGAAAUUAAGGCUAUCCUCCACAACUACAGCCCUGAUCCUGCCAAUGUGCGUGUGGAUCUGAUUGAGGCUGAGAAUGUGUGCAGUUCAGCCUCUAAACGUGGAAGAUAUCGUCAGAACGUUAAUGUUGGACCCCAAACUACACGAUCUGUACCUUUCGUCAUUAUUCCCAUUAAGACAGGAGUACACCGCAUUGAGGUCAAAGCAGCCUUUAAAGACUCAUCGCUCAGUGAUGGAAUCAUGAAGAUGCUAUUGGUGGUGCCUGAAGGCGUACUGGUAAAAUCUCCAAAGAUUAUAACACUAGACCCUGGUAAAAGUUUAGAUGGUAAUCAACAGGAAAUAAUCAACAGUGAAAUUCCUCUGAAAGAUUUGGUUCCAAAUACACCUAUGAGCACAAUAAUCUAUGUGAAAGGAGGGGAGCAGAUAAGUGCGCUAUUGGAGAACACCAUACGUGAGAACUCUGUGGGUAAUCUGAUCAAACAGCCGUCAGGCCCUGGAGAGCAGAACAUGAUCAUCAUGACACUGCCUGUCAUUGCAACCACAUAUUUGGACAAAACCAACCAGUGGGAAACCACAGGAUUGGAAAAACGUAACAAAGCCCUCCAACACAUCCAGACUGGAUUCCAGAACCAGCUUGCCUACCGUAAAGUUGAUGGGUCAUUUGCUGUGUGGGACAUUCACCAAAGUAGCACCUGGCUGACCGCCUAUGUUGUCAAGGUGUUUGCUAUGGCCAACAGUCUGGUGGCACUACAAAGCAACGUCAUCUGUGACGCUGUCAAGUUUCUGAUUGUCAACGCACAGCAACCUGACGGCAUGUUUAGAGAAGUUGGAUAUGUGUUCAGUAGAUCAAUGAUUGGGGAUGUGCUCGGCGUGGAUUCAGACGCCUCCAUGACGGCCUUCUGCCUCGUUGCUAUACAGGAGUCACGCACACUAUGUGCUGUUAAUAGUCUGCCAGGCAGUGUAGACAAAGCAGUGGCAUACCUGGAGAGGCGUCUGCCCAGCCUCACCAACCCAUAUGCCGUUGCCAUGACGUCAUAUGCCCUGGCCAAUGAAAACAAACUGAACCAGGCGAUCCUUUGCAACUUUACUUCCCCAGAUAUGUCCCACUGGCCUGUACCUAAGGGACACGUUUACACACUGGAGGCCACAGCUUAUGCUCUUCUUGCUCUGGUGAAGGCCAAGGCCUUUAAAGAAGUCAGUCCUGUGGUCAAAUGGCUCAUUCAACAACAGAACGUGGACGGGGGCUAUGGAUCAACUCAGGCUACUAUAAUGGUGUACCAGGCUCUAGCUGAGUACUGGGCCAAUGCUAAGGAACAUGAAAUUGAUCUGGAUGUGUCCAUCUGGCUUCCAGACAGGUCAAAACCUGAUAAGUACAACUUCAACAGGGAAAACUACAACAGAACGAGAAUCUCUAAAUUCAACAGUAUAAAUGAGAAUGUGAGGGUGACCGCCACAGGAAAAGGAGAAGCAACGUUAACAAUGGUGUCGAUGUAUUACGCUCUGCCUAAAGAAAAGGAGACUGACUGUCAGAAGUUUAACUUGUCUGUGCAGCUCCUCCCAGAGAAAUUGGAUGAGGAUGAGAACAUAUACAAGCUGAAAAUAGAGGUUUUGUACAAGGACACGGAGCGUGAUGCAACCAUGUCAGUCUUGGAUAUUGGCUUUCUAACUGGCUUCACUGUCAACACAAAUGACCUGGACUUACUGUCCAAAGGACGUGCCCGCACCAUUGCAAAAUAUGAGAUGAACACCGUCCUGUCAGAAAGAGGCUCACUCAUCAUCUACCUGGACAAGGUUUCUCACACCCGACCAGAGGAGAUCACUUUUAAGAUCCAUCAGAAGCUGAAAGUGGGCGUCUUACAACCAGCUGCUGUGUCUGUCUAUGAAUACUAUGAACAGAUACAGUGUGUGAAAUUCUAUCACCCAGAGAGAAAAGCUAGACAGAUGCUGAGGCUCUGUACAAAUGAUGAAUGCAUAUGUGCUGAAGAGAACUGUAGUAUGCAGAGAAAGGGCAAAAUCAGCAAUGAUGAGCGCAUUGCCAAAGUUUGUGAGAGCACAUCAACCAAUAAAAUUGAUUUUGUGUACAAAGUGAGAGUGAAAGAGUGUAUACAUGGUUUGUCCAGUGACAUGUACACCAUUCGGAUAGUGGGAGUCAUUAAGGAAGAUAGUAAUGAUCCGGGCCCUCUGGGUAAACUACGCAAUUUCCUCGGUCCUCUUCACUGCAGAGAAGCUUUAGAUCUGAGAACAGGCAAAACCUACCUCAUCAUGGGCACAUCCACAUAUUUUUACAACAACGGACAGAGUGAAUUGUAUCAGUCUGUACUUGGUGAGAGAACCUGGAUUGAGUACUGGCCCACAGAUGCAGAGUGUCAAACUGUGGAAUACACAUAUGUCUGUUUGGGCUUGGAAGUGAUGGUCCAGCAUUAUGAGAUGUUUGGAUGUCAGCUAUAGUGAAACCCUAAUACAAUCUUCUUUUCAAAUUGUUUUUUGUUUUGCAUUUUUCGUUCUAUGUGUAACUUUCACCACCAUGAUAUUUACAGCAAUGGCUGCAAACAAUGCCGUUACAAUGUUACACUGCAUUGAUUAAAUUGUAAUGGUCUUAA
Micropterus dolomieu (smallmouth bass) is the source of this 5089-nucleotide messenger RNA. Its product is annotated as complement C3-like. Gene Ontology annotation, cellular component: extracellular region. Gene Ontology annotation, molecular function: protein binding; endopeptidase inhibitor activity. Bases 27 to 4937 code for a protein of 1636 amino acids. NCBI's taxonomy places the organism in Eukaryota, Metazoa, Chordata, Actinopteri, Centrarchiformes, Centrarchidae. The record is from RefSeq and is a predicted model, not a curated record. The transcript has 43 exons.